AUGGUUGCAGCCGAGCUUAUUUUCGGUUAUUACGGUACAGUAGUGGGAACGCCUUUAAGUGCAUUGAGACGUUGCUACCCGUGCGCACGUCUACCAGCGAGGACUGCCGCCCUAGUCUGCCCACCAAUCCUCCUUGUGACCGUCUUUGGACCAUCUUGA
This is a messenger RNA of Fibroporia radiculosa, 159 nucleotides long. RefSeq lists its product as uncharacterized. The transcript is spliced from 2 exons. NCBI's taxonomy places the organism in Eukaryota, Fungi, Basidiomycota, Agaricomycetes, Polyporales, Fibroporiaceae. The record is from RefSeq and is a predicted model, not a curated record. Bases 1 to 159 code for a protein of 52 amino acids.